This is a messenger RNA of Pundamilia nyererei, 795 nucleotides long. RefSeq lists its product as uncharacterized. Bases 97 to 759 code for a protein of 220 amino acids. Lineage: Eukaryota; Metazoa; Chordata; Actinopteri; Cichliformes; Cichlidae. The transcript has 3 exons. The record is from RefSeq and is a predicted model, not a curated record.
CUGGUUUUCAGUUUUGGCGCAGGAGGGCCAAACUCCAGAGGGGCUGGCUUUGCUUGUUAAAGAUGGUGAGACUGCCAUGAGACCAAACACACCUGUAUGACUGCGCUCAGAGUAGUGCACAAAAAUCAGUUCUUGGACAUAAUGGAUCACAUCUACAGAAGACCUGAACUACAAAGAGUGUUAAGAGUGCUAAACCAAAAGGAGGACCGAGAUCUGCAACGUAAGCUAAUCAUGUUGGAUAAACAGCACCGAUACACCCAGAAAAUGCUUCAACAGCGAAGGGACAAACUGAUAAAUGAAGCAAGACGGAUGGUGAUGGUACAAGUCUGUGAACCAAAAGCUACAGUCAGCAUCGCUAUGAAAGAAAUCGCCGAGUAUGAAAGAAAUGCAGACGCAAACUUCUCCAGGGCGAUAUACACAUCUGCUGGACGAUUGCAUCCUAGCAAAUCCAGCUAUGAAGGAUCUAAACUCGUGGAACAGGGUCGAUCCAUAUCAGCACCACCACCAUCGACUAAAUCUACAAGUUCUGUGAGACACAAAGGGAAAGUCCAGAGCAACUUGUCACUUAUGCAGAUGAAACAGAUUGCAACGAUUGACUCAAUAUCAGAAAAAGAGCUGGCCAGGCAACAGCAGAAAGCCCAAGAGGAAAUGGAAAGGCUGAGACUGCUUCAGAGAGAAAUGUUACACAAGAAGGUGAUGGAAUUUAUAGAGAAGCUGAAAGAUAAAAAAGACGUGGAGGUUGUUACGAAACUUUCGUAGAGGAAUUUGAAAGUUUGGGCACUUUUACUUUUACAC